AUGGUGAUCUACAGACUAGAAAACGCAGGUCUGGCCAUGCUUUUUGGACACAUGCUGCACUACGGUAUCAAAAACAUCCCCCCUGGUACACUGACUCUCAUUGCCGGACAGACAGCCCUGUUUAUGGAUCCUGGAUUCUUGCCAAAUGUAGAAGAUGCAUGUAUUAGUUCUUAUUUAAUUCUUUACGCAAAAGACUGGCUGAGAUUCGUACUCAGUCCGUUCUACCACGGCUCCGACAUGCAUCUGUACUACAACAUGCUCAGUCUCUUGUACAAGGGCAGCUGGCUAGAGAAGAAGUUUGGUACCCUGUACUUCCUGUACCUGACUGCCGUGUUCACAACACUCAUUAACGGCAUGUAUCUUUUCCUCGGGGUUAUCCUCACCAAGAUCUUCAACGACGAUGGCUACCUCAAAGCUUGUGCGGUGGGAUUCUCAGGUGUUCUGUUUGCAAUGAAAGUGUUGACAACCCACUAUGCUCCUCGGGGACCACAGAUGCUUAUGGGCAUCACGGUCCCUUCAAAGUACAUAUACUGGGCAGAACUAGUUCUCAUUCAGCUCAUGGUCCCUAAUGCUUCUUUUGUCGGGCACCUGGCGGGAAUACUCAUUGGGUGUGCUUAUAUCUGGGGACCACUGCAGUUUGUCAUGGACAAAUUUGUACAACCACAAGGAAGCUCCGUGGAUCCACCUUCUAGAGUUACGACCCCCAGACAGCAGUCCUCUGGAAAAUCUAGCCAACGCAAAUCAACCACCGCCUUCAACUGCUAG
Candidula unifasciata is the source of this 765-nucleotide messenger RNA. Lineage: Eukaryota; Metazoa; Mollusca; Gastropoda; Stylommatophora; Geomitridae. The record is from the annotation of a GenBank genome assembly.